AUGAGAGACCAGCACAAGCAAAGCCUGUUCGCACUCCUUGCCAUUAGCGGAUCAGCGCUAGGGCAGCAGUCUGCUUGGGGACAAUGUGGUGGCAAUGGAUGGACUGGCCAGACAACCUGCGUGUCUGGGUACUACUGCUCUGCUCAAAACGCUUGGUACUCGCAGUGCAUUCCAGGUUCGGGCGGUAGCGGGACUACCACUACCCUGAAAACUACUACAACUGCCGCCGGAACUACCUCGACCACGACGUCUUCAAGUUCUUCCGUGCCAACGGGCAAAGUCCGAUUUGCUGGUGUCAACAUCGCUGGCUUCGACUUUGGUAUGGUUACCAGUGGUACUCAGGACCAGAGUCAGGUCUAUGAUAUAUCAAGCGGCGGUGUCACUCAAAUGAGGCACUUUGUCAACGACGAUACCUUUAACAUUUUCCGCCUGCCGACGGGAUGGCAGUUCCUCGUUUCUAAUAAUCUCGGUGGCUCUCUGGACUCGAACAACUUUGGCAAGUAUGACACUUUGGUGCAAGGCUGUCUGUCACUGGGCGCUUACUGCAUCAUUGAUAUUCACAACUACGCCCGUUGGAAUGGUGCCAUCAUUGGACAGGGUGGUCCAACGGAUGCGCAAUUCGUCGCCCUUUGGACAGCGUUGGCAACCAAAUACAAGAGCCAGAGCAAGGUCAUCUUCGGCGUUAUGAACGAGCCUCAUGAUCUCGAUAUCAAAACCUGGGCUGCUACGGUACAGAAGGUUGUUACUGCGAUCAGAAAUGCUGGGGCCACGUCUCAAAUGAUUUUGCUCCCUGGUACAGACUACACCAGUGCUGGAAACUUCAUUGACAAUGGCUCCGGUGCUGCGCUUGCAGCGGUGGUCAACCCGGAUGGGUCUACUACCAAUUUGAUAUUUGACGUUCACAAGUACCUCGACAGUGACAACAGUGGCACCAACGCCGAGUGCACAACCAACAAUGUCGGCGUAUUCAACAACCUCGCAACGUGGCUACGCUCAAACAAGCGACAAGCUAUUCUUAGUGAGACUGGCGGCGGUAAUGUCCAAAGCUGCGCAACGAACAUGUGUCAGCAGCUUGAUGCCCUCAAUGCAAACUCGGAUGUUUAUCUCGGUUGGACCUCGUGGAGCGCCGGAGCCUUCCAGACAUCCUACGUUCUGUCUGAAGUGCCGACCAAUAACGUUGAUACAUACCUCGUUCAACAGUGCUUUGUCCCCAAGUGGAAGAAAUGA
Molecule: messenger RNA, 1227 nt
Organism: Penicillium subrubescens
Lineage: Eukaryota; Fungi; Ascomycota; Eurotiomycetes; Eurotiales; Aspergillaceae
Product: Endoglucanase EG-II
Exons: 4
Coding region: 1-1227 (408 amino acids)
Biological process (GO): glucan catabolic process
Cellular component (GO): extracellular region
Molecular function (GO): hydrolase activity, hydrolyzing O-glycosyl compounds; cellulose binding
Source: RefSeq, a predicted model, not a curated record